GACGAGCUUCACGAUGUAAAUGGUAUUUUAUUUAGAAAUGAGAGAAUUGUGAUACCGGCUUCGUUACGCAAAGAGAUGGUGCGUCGAGUUCAUGAGGGCCACCUGGGGGUGGAUAAAUGCCAGAGGCGAGCGCGCGGAGUGAUGUGGUGGCCCGGCAUGGCCCGGGACGUGGAACGCGCCGUGCUGGCGUGCGAGACGUGCCAGCGACACCGCGCGGCGCCCGCGCGCGAGCCGCUGCAGCCGCACGAUGUGCCCGAGCGCCCGUGGCAGGUACUGGCGGCGGACAUUUUUGAGUUUAAAGGUAAACUGUUUUUAUUGGUGGUAGAUUAUUUUUCGAAAUUUGUGGAAAUAAGUUGUUUAAAUAACUUACAAAGUGGUACCGUAAUUGAAUCACUCAAACAAAUGUUCAGUCGGCAUGGGAUACCAGAAAAAUUGGUCACCGACAAUGGGACACAAUUUACGUCUAUGGAGUUUAAAGGAUUUUGUAAACAAUGGGAAUUUGCCCAUGUCACCAGUUCACCUCUGUACCCGAGAUCGAACGGUCUCGCGGAACGCAAUGUACGCACAAUUAAGGGAUUAAUGAUAAAAGCCUACGAAACAGGGAGUGAUUGGUACCUCGGCUUACUAAAUUUCAGAAAUUCACCUGUGACAGGUGAAACAUACUCUCCGGCUCAAUUAUUAAUGAGUCGAAGUUUAAAAACACGUGUUGGCAACGGCAAUGCGUUAUUGAAACCGCGAACGAUUGAUCGUCGUUUAUUUAAAGACGAGAGAUCCGCAAGGAUAAAUAAUUACAAAUCAAACUAUGAUCGUGGCACUAGGGCCUUACCACAAUUAAAUCCUAACGAUACGGUACGCGUGAAGCAAAACAAAGAGUGGGUAAAAUCACAAAUAGUUAACCAAGCUCAAGACGGACGUUCGUACUGGCUACGAACUAACGAUGGAGGAGUGUACAGAAGGAACCGUCAGCACAUAUUGAAAGUCCCAGACACAACCAGCGAAUCAGCUGCUCGUAGUCAACCUAACAGUGGCCAUACGCGAGGUUAUUUGGACUGGGACCAGUUUCAGGGUCCUCGAGGGCCGGCAACUAGUGCCGCGACCACCAGGCCCGACCCGCAACCAUCGACUUCGGCUAAUGGGAAUUAUGUGUGGCACUGCGACUGGGCUGUACUGUUUGCGAACCCCACCAGUGUGUGUGCGGGGCUGCAGUCCAACCAAACGGUCACCACGGACUGA
Cydia amplana is the source of this 1233-nucleotide messenger RNA. RefSeq lists its product as uncharacterized. Gene Ontology annotation, biological process: DNA integration. The record is from RefSeq and is a predicted model, not a curated record. NCBI's taxonomy places the organism in Eukaryota, Metazoa, Arthropoda, Insecta, Lepidoptera, Tortricidae. Bases 76 to 1233 code for a protein of 385 amino acids. Gene Ontology annotation, molecular function: nucleic acid binding. The transcript has 4 exons.